CUAACACACCCAUUCUGAGAAAAGCACCACUGAGCUCAGUCUAAGAUGUUGUGGUGAGACUGGUGACCAGAGAGAUCAGUCUAAUCACAGGGUGCAGCAGGAAAUUUAAAACACUGCUGACGAGAAGAGCAAAGCAUGAAGCAGGAGGUGUACGGAUUGGCUCAGCAAUGGAUCGCAGUCAUAUUGUUCUGGGUCACACCAGUUGCUGUCCCAACAUCAGCCACUGUGACAGCCCAGUGUGCAGGUGCGGUGACAUUGCCCUGCAGAGCCGCCAGGGUGAAGAGCCAUACCUACACCUCGGUCAGGUGGUACAAGGUGGUAAAUCAGAAAGACCUGAAGGGAAUUAUUUGGAAAAGGGGUAACAAUAUUAAGCUUUACAGAGGUGUAGACCAGAACGUGACGAUGACGGCACAAGACUCUCUCACCAUUAGGCAUGUGAAGGAAGAGGACAGUGGAACAUACCAGUGCUCCAUCUUUGCUUCACUGGGAGGCAUCAAUCAGAAUGGCCACGUGACCCUGCAGGUCUCAGUCUGCCUAUCCUCCAGUGUAGCUACAAGUGUUGCAGUGACCACCCCAGGGACAUCCUCCAUUGCCUCCACACUUCACGCCCCACCGGCGUUCUGCCUCUGCGUCAGCUCUGCCAUCCCGCCCGCUGCCUGGAUCACCAUCCUAGCCGUGCUCAACGUCAUCAAAGUUCUGGCCUCCUACUGCAGUAUACAGGCAUUAAGAAGAAUGAGGCGCCCAGAGCAGGAGGUCUCCUGGCGAGAUGUGGACAAGGAGGAGGAAAUGGUGCAGUCUCUGAAGGAACACAUCCAGAGGUUUUCUGUGAUGAAACAGGAGCACACUCUAGCAGCUGGUGCACAAACGGUUAACUUCUAUUCUGGUAGGAGGGUCAGAGGUGUUCCCCCGAUGGCCUUCAGCAGGGCGAGAGAGGGGACCACACUUUUCUGACUCCCUGUCUAGAGGUAUCAGAGUCCCAUAGCAGAUCUCUGUAUCUCCGCCAUCCACACUGACUGGGGACCGUGCCGAGCCUCUGCACGUUGCCAGGUGCAGAUCCUGUGUCAGUCAGGCUGCACUGAGCGAGGGUGCUGGUGAUUCCUGGAGUGGCAGGAAAGAGUUCAGUGGAGGACCGGGAUGAAGCCCACCGCUAGACUCACCUGGGCGGCGGGGAGAGAACGUCUCACUGAGUACAGCACAGUCCACCAGCAUCAUCGGGCACAGUUCCCCUGCUGCUCUACCCUGUGCAAAAAUCCCAGUGCAAGAGCUGCCCCACCGACAUCAGACUGAAAUGACGUCACAUCAUCCUCCCCCAGGGAUACAUCGUGAGUCCUUCAGCAUCACUGGGCCUAAAUCCUGGAACUUCUUCCUUAACAGCAGAGAUCAAAGUCCUUCACCAGGAUUACAGUGGUUCAAGAAAAUGGCUCAGUACCAUUUUUACUCAACCGAUGGCCAAUUUUACUCAAUCUGAUAUCCAGAUCCCAUAAAGCAGAUUUUAAAUAGAGAAUCCCAUUGCCCACACUGCCAGAGUGACCUCUCUGAUGUAAGUAGCAAAUUGGUCAGUGAGGUGGGGGGCAGAGGUUGGAAAGACCCAGUGAAGAAACUGAGAGUUGAGCGACCUUGACUUCUACAGGGAGAGCAGUCCAGCCUCCUGAGUGGAGCUAAGGGUGUCCUGCCCAUCUCAGUGAUUACAACUUCAGAAAGCCUGAGCCUGCAAAGAUCUAGCUCAAUGCGGUGGGACAUGACGUCUCUGGGGACUCUGUGUGCUUUGGGUCCCACAGUGUCCCCUACCCCCAGGUCUCACACCCUGCCUGAGCGGGCAGCCUGUAGUGAUGGAGAGUGGCCAGUGGUGUCACCACUCAAACCCCAUUGACUGAAGGUUGGAGAAGGAAGCCCCAGCCAACACCAACCAUUUCCUUCACCCUGGCUAGCUCCCUGUCACACCUUUAAAUGGCAAUAAUUGCCGAUAUAAUUGGAAGCACAGUAAACAGCGAGGAUGACUAUCAAAGCUUGCAACGACCAGCCGGGAAAAUGUGCCGAAACUUGGCAGAUGGAAUUUAAUGCAGACAUUUGUGAGGUGUUGCACUUUGGGAGGACAAACUGGGGGGUAAAACUUACACAGUGAACAGCAGGGCAUUGAAGUGUGUGGUAGAACAAGAGGAUCUGUAAAUACAGAUUCAUUAUUCCUUGAAAGUGGCAUCACAAGUAGAUAGUAUCGUAAAGAGUGCUCUUGGAACAUUGGCUUUCAUUGAGUACAGGAGUUGGGUCCUUAUGUUUAAGGUUGUAUAGGAUGUUGGUGAGGCCAGAUUUGGAGUAUUGUUUGUAGUCCUAGUCACCGACCUACAGGAAAGAUAUCAAUAAACUUGAAAGAGUGCAGAGAAAAUUUACAAGGAUGUUGCUGGGUCUUGAGGACUGAAGUUACACGGGCAGGGUGAUUAGGUUAAACGUUAUUCUCUGGAGUGCAGGAGAAUAAGGGGAGAUUUUCUAGAAGUAUAUAAAAUUAUGAGGGGUAUAGACAGUGUAAACACGUACAGGAUUUUUUCACUGAGGUUGGAUGAGACGAGAACUAGAGGUCAUAGGUUUAGGGUGAAAGGUGAAAUAUUUAAGGGUAAUCUGAAUGGGAACCUCUUCACUCAGAAGGAGGUUGGUGCAAGUGUGGAUUGAGCUGCCAGCAAGCGUGGUUGAUGCAGGGUCAAUUGUAACAUUUUAGGGAGUUUUGAUAAGGAAAUGGAUGGGAGAGCUUUGAAAAGAUGCAGGUAAAUGGGACUAGGCAGAAGAUCAGGUCAGUAUUGACUAGAUAGGCCAAAGGGCCUGUUUCUAUGCUAUAGUGCAGUCUACUCCCAGCUCUGCAGAUACUGAUCCCCAAAGGUCAAAGAGAGAAAUCUAACGAUCCAAUGUAUGACAGUGGGAAGGGAAACAGACUGGGUGUGAACAGUAUGAAACCAGGCCUAUCGCCUCCACCCUUCCACCCUUCCCGCUCUUCAGGCUCACUGUAUUGUCCCUGGGAUUAUGCAUUGUCCAAUCUCCUAAAAAGCUUUGGUUUCACCCAAAAAAUAAUCCCAGGGAUGAUCUACUUCAGGUUACCCAAAUUUUGUGUGAUAACUUUAUGGAAAAGGUGUUAAUCGAUCCAGUUCCUUGGCUGAUGUGAUGAUUGUGUUUGAAUUAAUUGCUGUGUUGGAACCCUGCUGAACGCCCUCCAUCAACAGCACCAUUUGAAGCGUCCUGGCUGUCCGUCAUAUUAAGUGUUCUCGUAAAUGGCCCACCUUUCUCCGAUGUGCGGCACUCAGACCACUGUGGGCACAGGCCGAGAGGUUUGCCUGUGCAAAACCAAUAAAACCGUUACACUGUUUAAAACCCAGGGAUUGUAGAGUGAAGCAAUGCUGCGCGAGCCUCUGCCUGCCUCAGCACAAGUCAGCAACAUCGUCGGGGCGAGAACUUCCUGUUACCAAGCAGAGCCUGGGUGACAUCACCAGUCAUUCAGUGCCACAAGUUAAUGGCCGUUCACUGAAUAAUACUCACAGCGUCCCUCCCAUAUUAACCACGCUGCUGAUGUUAACAUCCCAGAUCCUCCUCUCCCUCUUUACUUCUACAAGGGGUGCUUUCCUCUAUUUUACAAUCAACAUUCCAGUCAUAUGCCCACCCUGCUCCGCUGACUUCAUGUCCUUCCUUCUCUACACUGACUACAAUCCCCAUGUGCUACAGUUGAACAAUGUUUCUGGCUCCAGACGACAAGUAGAGGUCUAAAUGUCCCUGACACCAAUCUGUAUGGACUAUGAGCUACGAGGCUGACAAGGAAACACAAGGGGUUCUGCAGAUGCUGGAAAUCCUGAGCAACACACACACAAAAUGCUGGAGGAACUCAGCAGAUCGGGCAGCAUCUAGAGUAGGGGUCCCUGACCUGGGGUCCACGCACCUUUGCCUAAUUGCUUUGGUCCAUGGCAUAAAGACGGUUCUUCUGGCAGCACUCCUUGUAGAUGCGCUCCAUGGUGGGGAGUACUUUGCCUGUGAUGGACAGGGCUGCAUCUACCACUUUCUGUAGAUCUUUCCAUGCCUGGGCAUUGGUCUUUCCAUUACCAGGUUGUGAUGCAACCAGUUGGGAUAGUUGACGUUUCAGGCAGAAGCCAAAAUAAGAAGCUGGGGAAGGUUAGGAGUACAAGCUGGCAGGUUAUAGGUGAGGCCAGGUGAGGGGGAAGUGGGUGGGUGGAGGAGGUGGGCUGUUAAAGAAGAAUAAUGUGGGAAGCUGAAAGAUGAAAUCUACCUUCCCCCUCACCUGAUCUCACCUGUCAUCUGUUAAAUUGUACUCCUGCUGUCCCCUACCCUUUAUUCUGAUUUCUGUCUCCUUCCUUUCCAAUCCUAAUGAAAGGUCUCAGCCAGAAAUAUCGGCUGUUCAUUUCCUUCCAUAGAUGCUGCCUGACCUGCCAAGAUCCUCCAGCAUUCUGUGUGUGUGUUGCUUGUGUCAACGCGUUCAUUUUACUGCAUUUUCUAAGUGCCUGGUAACAGAUUCCACCAUUUUCUCCUGCUAUUGACCACAGGCUGGUGGUCCACAGCUUUCUCUUGUCCUGGUUUCUUCAUUCGUGGGGUUACAUUUGCUGCCUCACAAUUUGCGGGAACCAUUCUAAUCGGUAACCCCUAUCCCAACAGCCACCUUCUUCACACCUGGAGGAUGCAGGUGAUCUGUCCUGUGGAUUGGAGAGAUGUAUUCGUCUGUGAAGCUUUGAUUCUGGAGGGCUGGGCAGUGAUAGGAGUUUGGGAGAGGUAGUGGAUGCCGAGGGUGAGGGUGACUGGAGAACGACCAACACUCGAAAUGUCUCCAUGCUGAGUAGAUGAGUGAGUUACGUGGAAUAGACCUUGCCGAGAGAUAUAGGGUGUAAGUGAGGUGAAGAGAGUCAAAGUCAAAGUAUGUUUAUUAUCAGAGUGUGUAUAUAUAUAUAUAUGUUACCAUCUACUGCCCUGAGAUUCAUUUUCUUGCAGAUAUUUACAGGAAGAUAAAGAGAUACAAUAGAAUUUAUGAAAAUCGAUAAUUAAACAAAGACUGACAAACAACCAAUGUGCAAAAGAAGACAAAUUAUGCAAAUAAAAAGAA
Messenger RNA from Mobula hypostoma (lesser devil ray), 5080 nucleotides. RefSeq lists its product as uncharacterized. The record is from RefSeq and is a predicted model, not a curated record. NCBI's taxonomy places the organism in Eukaryota, Metazoa, Chordata, Chondrichthyes, Myliobatiformes, Myliobatidae. The coding region runs from base 136 to 951 and encodes 271 amino acids. The transcript is spliced from 5 exons.